CUUUCUUUCACCCGGGUGCGGGACGUCACUGCUCCAGGGCUUCAGGGUUCAGGCGAGGUGCGACCUACCCGGGACGACGUCUGCCUCUUCCCUUCGUCUCCGCCGCCGGCCAGAUCUCUUUCCGCCCCUUCUCCGGUGACCCGCUCGGCGAGACGACCGGUCACAGGAUGCAGUCUUUGGCGCGGACCGUCUGUCGAGCCGGAACCCGUGGCAAUCCUCUGAAGCUCAUGGAUUGCGCAGCUCCUAGUGUAGAACAGUCCUUCACGGAACCCCUGAGGUCUUGCAGCUGGAUUCGUCAAAUUGUGAGUCCGAUCAUUCCACGCGACGGUGUUCAGGCAUAUGGUUUCUGCACGAGGACUUUGACGGUGAGGGGGUUCUCGACAGUGGGGACUGCCGAGGUUUCUGUUGAGGAUGAAGAUUCCAGCUCUCCCAUGGUUGAGCACCCGCCGCGCAUUAAGUUCAAGAGGCCUGACAAGAUGGCCAGGCACAUUAUGAAUAUCUUGAACAAAGAGGCAGUCGACAAAGUUCGUACAGAGAGGACCAUUCCUGAUGUACAGCCUGGAUGUAUUGUUCAAAUGAGAGUGCAAGUUCCUGAGAACAAGCGACGUGAGUCUACAUUGAAAGGCAUCGUCAUAGCAAGGCGCAAUGCUGGGAUCGCUACGACUUUCAGAUUGCGUAGAUUAGUAGCUGGCGUUGGCGUUGAGUCUGUCUUUCCACUGUACUCGCCAAACAUCAAAGAAAUUAAGAUCUUAGACAGGAAGAAAGUCAGGAGAGCAAAGCUGUAUUACCUGAGGGACAGAAUGAAUGCACUGAAGAAAUGAGACAGCAUCAGCUUGGUUCUUGCCAUUUUGUUUCUGAUGUGGAUCUGUGUGGCUUCAGUUGUCACAGUGGUUGCAGGUCUAGAAGCUUCAUGUUUACUUCCAGCUCCUAAAACUAAUGUUUCAGGUCUCCAUGCUUGGUUUCUGGGGCAAGCGCUAGCAGAAAUACCCUUUUGUGAUUUGAAAUUAACAAUGUGGAUCUGCCCUCUUUUAUGUUUUGUAGCAACUAGUGUAACGAUAAAGAAAUAAAAAUGCUCAAACCUCUAGCUCUCCCUUUUCUCAUCGAAGAGAUCGUGAUAUAUCUACCUGUUUCUGGUUAAGUUAGAGAAGCUUGCAUAAUUUGUGUUCUACUGUUAGACCAUUCCGUCCUGCUAUCAAGAUGGUUGUUUGCACACAACUCAAGUAUAACUUUGAUGGCCCGUUUGUAAUGCAAGAAAUGGGAAGGCUA
Messenger RNA from Triticum dicoccoides, 1266 nucleotides. RefSeq names its product 50S ribosomal protein L19, chloroplastic-like. Gene Ontology annotation, biological process: translation. Bases 168 to 821 code for a protein of 217 amino acids. Gene Ontology annotation, cellular component: ribosome. The transcript has 6 exons. Lineage: Eukaryota; Viridiplantae; Streptophyta; Magnoliopsida; Poales; Poaceae. Gene Ontology annotation, molecular function: structural constituent of ribosome. The record is from RefSeq and is a predicted model, not a curated record.